Messenger RNA from Onychostoma macrolepis, 4668 nucleotides. RefSeq names its product neutral sphingomyelinase (N-SMase) activation associated factor (gene nsmaf). The transcript is spliced from 31 exons. Lineage: Eukaryota; Metazoa; Chordata; Actinopteri; Cypriniformes; Cyprinidae. Gene Ontology annotation, molecular function: protein binding. The record is from RefSeq and is a predicted model, not a curated record. Bases 169 to 2904 code for a protein of 911 amino acids.
AAUGGAUAAACACACAUAUUCCAGAAACGUUUAUUGUUAUUUAUUUCUCCACGGCAGCAUGACAUUGAUAUAAGCGCCAGUGUCCAAGCAUGAGACUCGAUCAGCCGGUUCUUCCGUUUCAGAGGACUUCCGUGUUUACAUGUCUGCAGUAGCAGGCACUGAUCCCUCAUGGCUUUCGUUACGAAGAAGGAUCGCAGCAAAGAACGAUUUUCGCUGCUGUUGCUGGAUUUGGAGGAACAUUAUUUUGAACAGCACACUGCAUAUAAUCUGACCAGCAGAGGUCCGGAGGCAAACAGACGUACUAGUGGCUCGCUAAAAAUCUGUUCCAAAUCAGUCAUUUUUGAACCCGAUGAUGCUGUUAAGCCUAUUUUAAAGAUUCUUCUGAAAGACUGCAAAGGAAUAGGAGCAGUGGAGGAAACGGGCCACAACCCUUUUAUAGAAAGUAAACCUCCCUGUAUUCUUAUAGAAACCAAGCAGAUUUAUCUAAUUAAAGAAGACAAUGUGGUUGCUCCAUAUAAAUAUGAAAGGGGAGAGAAAAAGGUCACAUUCCAAUUGGAGGUGCUGGGAAAAACAGAGGAUGUUGUUCAGAUCGUAUUACAGUUACACAGAGCAUCCUGUCUGGAUAAGCAGGGUGACCAGACAGCAAUGGUUGCAGCUAUACUGCAGUCCAGGUUAGCAAGAACGUGUUUUGAUAAAAACAGUUUUCAGCAUGUAACAGAAAACCCUCACAUGGAGUGUGUGGCAGAAAUGGUUUCUCCUUUGGUGACAAACGCGGGUCACGUUUGCAUCACUGAUUGCAAUCUUUACUUCCAGCCUAUGAACGGCUAUCCUGAUUUAGUGGUGCAGAUUGGGUUACAUAGUGUAAGACGCAUCUACAAACGGAGACAUGGGCUGAGGCCUUUGGGCCUUGAGGUGUUCUGCACAGAGAAUGAUCUGUGCUCGGAUAUCUACCUGAAGUUCUACAGUACUAAAGAAAGAGAUGAGCUUUACUACUACAUUGCAACUUUCCUUGAAAAUCAUGUAGCGGAGUGCACAGCGGAGAGCUACAUGCUACAGUGGCAGAGAGGUCACAUCUCCAACUAUCAGUACCUACUUCAUCUAAACAAUUUAGCAGACCGCAGUGUAAAUGACCUUUCCCAGUAUCCAGUGUUCCCCUGGGCCAUCAGUGACUACAGCAGCACACAGCUGGAUUUGCUGAACCCUGCUUCAUUUCGAGAUCUCGGUAAACCAAUUGGAGCUUUGAAUACAGAGAGACUGGAGAGAUUACUGGAACGCUACAGAGACAUGCCUGAGCCUCAUUUUAUGUAUGGCAGUCAUUAUUCAUCACCUGGAUAUGUGCUUUUCUACCUUGUCAGAGUUGCUCCAGAGCACAUGCUUUGCCUACAGAAUGGACGAUUUGAUCAGGCAGACAGAAUGUUUAACAGUGUUGGUGAGACAUGGAAGAAUUGUUUAGAGGGAGGCACAGAUUUCAAAGAGCUGAUUCCUGAGUUCUAUGGAAGUGAUAGCAGCUUUCUGAAGAAUCUGCUAGGUUUGAAUUUGGGCAGGAGGCAGGGAGGAGGCAGAGUUGAAAAUGUUGAACUUCCUCCUUGGGCAUCAGCAGAUCCGGAUGACUUCUUGGAGAAAAUGUGUUUAGCACUGGAGAGUCAGUAUGUGUCUGAACACCUGCACGAGUGGAUUGAUCUGAUUUUUGGCUACAAACAGAGGGGAAGUGAAGCUGUGGCUGCCCAUAAUGUUUUCCAUCCAUUAACGUAUGAGGGAGGAGUUGACUGCGAUAGUAUUGAGGACCCAGAUCAGAAAAUAGCCAUGCUAACUCAGAUAUUGGAGUUUGGACAAACGCCACGACAACUCUUUGUCACUCCUCAUCCUCAGAGGAUCACUCCACGCUUCCACAACCUGUCAGCAACCCCCAGCCUCAGCAGCAGUGAGCUCUCACCAGGGUCUCCAAGUAUGGAAUCAUUUGAGGACCUGACAGAGGAGAGUAAGAAAAUGGCCUGGAGCAACAUGAACAAACUUGCAUUGCAAUCUUGCCACAAAAUACACAAAGAAGCAGUAACAGGCAUUGCUGUGACCCUCACUGGGGAUUCAAUCUUCUCAACUUCUCAAGACUCCACAUUGAAGAUGUUCUCAAAAGAAAAUGGACUGCAAAGAAGUGUGUCCUUCUCGAACAUGGCACUGUCCUCCUGUCUGAUGCUGCCUGAUGAUAAGAUUGUUGUGUGCUCCUCCUGGGACAACAAUGUAUAUUUUUACUCUAUAGCAUACGGAAGAAGACAAGACACUUUGAUGGGUCAUGAUGAUGCAGUUAGUCAUAUUUGCUGGAGGGAUGACAAACUUUACACAGCAUCUUGGGAUUCUACUGUGAAGAUUUGGAAAUGUGCAGCAGAUGACAUCUCCAGUAAUAAAAGGACUCAGUUUGACCUGCUUGCUGAAUUUGAACAUGAGGCCGGGGUUAAUACUUUAGAUCUCAGCCCAGCUGGCACACUUUUGGCAACAGGUACUAAAGAAGGAACACUUACUCUUUGGGACAUUGCCAACCCUCUCCCACUAAAUCAGAUGACCUGCCAUGCUGGAAAGAUUCAUCAGGUGGCCUUCAGUUCUGACAGCAGACAUAUACUGAGUGUUGGGGAGGACUCGUGUUUGGUGGUUACAGAUGUGCAGACAGGCAUGCUCAUCGCUACUGUACACGCAGAGCAAGAGCAGAGGUGUUUCUGCUGGGAUGGUAACACUGUGUUGUCUGGAGGGAUGUCAGGAGAUCUCAGUGUAUGGGACCUCCUUAGCAGUAAAGUCAUCCACAAGAUACCUGCUCACACAGGUGCAGUCACGUGUAUGUGGAUGAAUGAACAAUGCAGUACUAUCAUCACAGGUGGUGUGGACAAACAGAUCAUUCUUUGGAAGCCGGAGUAUUAACAGUAACACUUCAAUAAUGUUCGAUAAAACAAUUCAGUCAUUUUUCAGACCAUUCGGACCAAGGUCCAUUUUCACCAUGUGAUUUCAUGGGACAAUUUGAACAGUAUUGAACUCCUCUGAAAUAGAAAUCUUGACAAUGGUUUUGUUAUAUUUGGUCAAUUUUUAUGAUAAGCUUGGUUGGAUAGAUUGCAGGGUUUUAAAUAACUGUAAGCACCUUAACAGUUUUACAUUUUAUUAUUUAGCUUUUGUUUUGUUUUUUGUUUAGCGUUUUAUGUUUUAUGUUUUGUUUUGUUUUUUAGGAUCUGAAAACUAGCUCUGUUUGGUAGCUGGAAUGUUACCAAAAGAUAUGAAUGUCCUAUUUGGCUCAGUGAUAUAUAUAUAUAUUUUUUUUCUUCUUUUUUUUUUUUUUCUUUUAAUAUUAUACAUGUAUAACAUUUGGCAUGUCAAAUCUCUCUCAAAACAUGCAUAAAAACAUCAACAAUUCAUAUGAUUUAUAAAGACAAUCAGUUAUGAUGAUUGUCAUUAUUAUUAUUGCUUUUGAUAAAUGUAACCGCCAAAUCAUACUUAUUAAAAAUCAUAAUACAUCAUGCUCGCAAAUUUGACAAAAUUCUGAGAUCAACUCUUGACACCUUUAUUAUAGGUGACAUGCUCAGAAGUGUAUGUAUUAUAGGAAUGUUCAGAAGUAUUAAGUAGUUAUAUAUACAUAUAGUACAUGUUUGAUGUCCCGAAGGUUUGCUGCUGUCUUUUUUAGUGAUAAAUAUUUGAUGGGGCUCUUUUUUUUUUUUUUUUUUUUUUUAAAUGUGCCUUAGUUUUUAAUGGUUUGAACUUGAGCGUUUCUUUUAAUGCCCACUCUUUAAAUAUGCUUGCAUCUUCAGCUAAAAUAUAUACAUAAACAUUAUUACAUUAUGUAUGACAAUAUAUUUAAGUGAAAGUUAGAGUAAAACAUUCUGCAAUAUAAUAAACUAUAGCGUUACAUCUUAACAGGUUAUGGAUGCAUUUGUGUAUAUACAAAUUUUAUAUUUCAUACACUAUUUAUGUUACAACAAUGCCUUGAAAUAUUGCUCUUCAGUGAAGAACACUUUGUGAUAUGUAUUUAAAAAAAUUAGACAUUAUAUCAAUAUCACAAGAUUAUGCAAUAUAUUGUAAACCCUCAAUGAGCUCACAAGUUAUUAAAAGGAUUGUUCUCUCAAAAAUGAAAACUGUCAUCCCCCAUGUUUUUCCAAACAUGUAUAACUUUCUUUAUGCUUUGGAACACAAAUGAAGAUAUUUUGGUAAAAUCUUAACUUUUUUUUUCUACAUACUGUACAAUGAAAUUCAAUAGGGUCAAAUGUUGUUUGGCUCCAGUGUUAUAGAAAAUAUCAUCUUUUGUGUUCUGUGAAGAAAUGAAGAAAUGCAUACAACUGGGAAACCACAAGAGGGUGAGUAAAUUAUAACAGAAUUUUCAUUUUUGGGUGAAUAAUUAUAAAAAGUGGCAUUUUAUGUGUGUACAUGUUUUAGUAUAUUAGGUUUAUGAAUUGGACUCAUUUUCUGUCCUGUAUGUUUUGGGUUAUAAUGUUUUUUUUUUUUUUUAACUAUGUAUUUCAUUGCUUUUUGGAAGAAAACUGCUGGAAUUUCAAAAUGUCUUUACAAUUGCACAAAUGUUAUUAGUUUGUUUCUCCAAAAGCUUUUCUCUUUGUUUUUUUGUUUUUUGAGGGUGGUUUGUAAUAAAUAUUAACAUGACUAAAUACGCAAAGAUACAGAUUAAAACUAUCCUUUGUCUGAUUA